Messenger RNA from Chelonia mydas (Green sea turtle), 727 nucleotides. Its product is annotated as phospholipase A2 inhibitor and Ly6/PLAUR domain-containing protein-like. The coding region runs from base 1 to 624 and encodes 207 amino acids. Gene Ontology annotation, cellular component: extracellular region. Gene Ontology annotation, molecular function: phospholipase inhibitor activity. The record is from RefSeq and is a predicted model, not a curated record. Lineage: Eukaryota; Metazoa; Chordata; Testudines; Cheloniidae. The transcript is spliced from 5 exons.
AUGUGGGUGGCUCUGCCCCUCUGCCUGCUGUCCACUCUCCUGGCCACAGGGAGUGCUCUGCAAUGCGAGGUGUGUGCGUCCAGAGAGCAAUCGUGCUCCGGCCCCCUGCAGCCCUGCAUCCCCUCAGAACGGACCUGCGUCACCGUCGUGGCAGAGAUGAGGCUGGAGGGAACUUCCUUCUCCUACACUUCUAAAUCAUGCCUGGAGCCCAAGAACUGUGAGCCCGGCCCCUUCUCGCUGACCUACGCGCAAAAUGUCACCUUGCGGGUGAACAUCGCCUGCUGUAACACCGACGGCUGCAACGCUGGGGCCAUCCCAGUGCCAACUGUGAGCUCCAUGCCCAACGGCCGGCAGUGCCUGUCGUUUUUCAAAUUGGAUCAUUUUGACAGGCAGCCGACGGGGAUCUUGGCCUGCACCGGUGCCGAGGACCAUUGUGUUGAGGAAUCUGGGAUAUUAACACUGGGUGACAUGACCGUGAUGAAGAUUGUCGGUGGAUGUGCCUCCCCUGGCUCUUGCAUGAAGAGAGUGGGGGAGAGGAAAUACGCCCAGGGCGUGGUGGAGAUGCUGAUCCGGGCCAACUGCUACCCAGCUCCCAGGGCUGGCGGGGACAUCGGGGAGCCCUGAGCCCCGGCCUGGCAUCCUCCCCUUCUGCUGCGUGCUGGGCUGCAGUGCACCUCCCUUCAGCCGCCACCGGCUGCUGCUUCUCUUUGGGGGGGAUUGCGGGUUC